AGGGAGGCCCCCAACGGUUGCCAUGUCCAGAUACAGAUUUAUUUAUUUAUUAGGGUAAUUAGGGUAUAAGUAAUUUAAGAAACAGGGGACCAAAGCUCCUACUCACUCUUACAUUGAUCCGCCGCUGCCAGCUCCUUCUCCUUCGAGAGCAGCGAAGAUGGUGGUUAAACAGGGUUCGAUUCCGGACUUUGAGGCGCUGCGAGAGCUGUUCAAGCAUCACAUAGAGUCCUUUGAUUACAUGGCCGAUGCUGGAUUGGAAACCAUGCUCAGACACAUCAAACCCAUCGAAGUUUUCGACGAUUUCACUUCCACAAAGCUUAGAAUUUGGUUGGAUAAUCCGGUGCUGUAUCCGCCGCAGAAGGAGCGGAUUUCGAGGACAAUGCGGGAGGCUUUACUUCCGUUUGAAUGCAGACAGGCAAAGAUUUCUUAUGCAGGGAAGAUUACUAUAGAUGUUUGCUUUCAAUAUAAUGAUGGGCCUAUUAUUAGAGAAAAUAUAAAUUUUGGGCAGUUUCCCAUAAUGCUGCAGUCAAAGUUAUGCAACUUGAGAGGUGCUGAUCCCCAGAAGCUUGUGUCCUACAGGGAAGAAGCAUCGGAAAUGGGUGGUUACUUCAUCUUGAAUGGUCUUGAGAGAGUUAUCCGACUGUUAAUUUUGCCAAAACGGAAUCAUCCAAUGAGUAUGGUGCGGAAUUCAUUUAGUGACCGACGGGAAGGAUAUACAGAUAAAGCAAUUGUAAUAAGGUGUGUAAGAGCUGACCAAUCCUCAUUAUCAGUAAGAUUGUAUUACCUUCGUAAUGGGAGCGCAAGACUUGGUUUCUGGUUAAGAGGAAGGGAGUACUUGCUUCCUGUGGGCAUUAUUUUGAAGGCCCUCAUUGACACAACUGACCGUGAAAUUUAUGUAAAUUUGACAAGCUGCUAUAAUGAGAAGUAUGAAAAGGGAAAAGGUGCUGUUGGGACCCAGCUUGUUGGUGAAAGGGCAAAAAUAAUCUUAGAUGAACUUCGAGAUCUGUCUCUUUUCACUCGUCUUCAAUGUCUAGAAUAUAUUGGAGAGCACUUCCAACCUGUUAUCACUGAACUUAAGAAUGACAGUUAUCCUAUUGUGGCUGAAGCUGUUUUGAAGGACUGCAUAUUAGUUCAUCUGGAUAACAAUUUUGACAAAUUCAAUCUUCUCAUCUUCAUGUUGCAGAAACUUUUCUCACUUAUAGAUCAAACAUCGGUGCCGGACAACCCUGAUUCCUUGCAAAAUCAUGAGGUUUUACUCCCUGGCCACCUGAUUACACUUUAUCUCAAGGAAAAACUGGAAGAUUGGCUGCAAAAGGGAAAAAGGCUUCUUCUGGAUGAGAUUGAUAAAAAAAGCAAGAAAUUUGAUUUCAGUGACAUUGUUCAGGUUAAGAAAGUCAUGGAUAAAAAUUCACCAAAGCAAGUCAGUACAGCAGUUGAAAAUAUGUUGAAAACUGGAAGAUUGGUUACACAAACGGGUCUAGAUCUGCAGCAGAGGGCAGGUUAUACAGUUCAGGCUGAAAGGCUAAAUUUUUUACGUUUUGUAUCACAUUUUCGUGCCGUUCAUCGAGGGGCCUCAUUUGCAGGACUUCGUACCACAACUGUGCGGAAGCUGUUACCUGAAUCUUGGGGUUUUCUUUGCCCUGUGCACACACCUGAUGGAGAGCCCUGUGGAUUGUUGAAUCAUAUGACUUGCACUAGUAGGAUAACGUCAUUCUUUGAUUCUCAAGGAAACGUGAAAGAUUAUUUUAAAAUAAAAAUGUCCAUCCUAAAUGUUUUAUUGGAGGUUGGGAUGACACCAUCAUUGCCAAAGAUAUUUCUUCCUGGCCCACCUGAAGCUCUUACUGUUCUCUUAGAUGGUUGUGUUGUUGGUUGUAUAGCUUCCAGUGAAGCAGAGAAAGUUGUGGCUCACAUACGAGAAUUAAAAGUGUCAUCUGCCGCAGUGAUUCCUGAUGAUAUGGAAGUGGGAUAUGUUCCUUUGAGCAUGGGGGGGGCCUAUCCUGGUCUUUACCUGUGCACAUCCCCUUCAAGAUUUGUUCGGCCAGUAAGAAAUAUAUCAAUUCCUUCCAAUGGAAGUGAAAACAUUGAAUUCAUUGGGCCAUUUGAGCAGGUUUUUAUGGAAAUUAGAUGUCCUGAUGGCGGAGAUGGUGGAAGAAAAAGUUCAUUUCCUGCAACUCAUGAAGAAAUUCAUCCAACAGUAAUGCUUAGUGUAGUUGCUAAUCUCACACCAUGGUCAGAUCAUAAUCAGAGUCCACGAAAUAUGUACCAGUGUCAGAUGGCAAAGCAAACAAUGGCAUUUUCUUCACAAACUAUUCAACAUCGUGCAGAUCAAAAGUUAUAUCAUCUUCAGACUCCUCAGACUCCCAUUGUACGCACUAGUACAUAUACUAAAUACAACAUUGAUGAAUUUCCAACAGGCACAAAUGCUAUAGUCGCAGUUCUGGCAUAUACAGGAUAUGAUAUGGAGGAUGCCAUGAUUCUAAAUAAGUCAUCAGUGGAACGUGGAAUGUUUCAUGGACAAAUAUAUCAGACAGAAACUAUUGACUUAACUGAACAAGGGGGAAGGUUAGACCGAUCUUCAAGAAUGUUCAGAAAAAGUAAUUUAGAGAAAUCAGCUUGUCCCUCAAUCGAUUCAGAUGGACUUCCACAUGUUGGUCAGAUGAUACGGCCAGAUGAACCCUAUUGUAGCAUUUAUAAUGAAGUAACAAGUUCCAUACACACCUUAAAAAGAAAGGGUUCUGAAGCUGUUUAUGUUGACUAUGUUGCUGUUGAUGUCAAAAACAAGAAGCACCUUCAAAAGGUUAACAUACGCUUUCGACAUCCUCGGAACCCUGUUAUUGGUGAUAAAUUUAGCAGUAGACAUGGGCAGAAAGGCGUUUGCUCUCAGUUGUGGCCAGACGUUGAUAUGCCAUUUUCUGGAAAUACUGGGAUGCGCCCAGAUCUCAUUAUCAAUCCUCAUGCAUUUCCUUCCAGGAUGACAAUUGCUAUGCUUUUGGAAUCUGUUGCUGCUAAGGGAGGUAGCUUGCGUGGAGAAUUUGUAGAUGCAACUCCAUUUCGAAGUUCAGUGAAGAAAGACAGUGGGGAGUCUGAUUCAAUGUCAGGUUCAAUUGUCGAUGAUCUUGGCCUUCUGCUAAGAGAAAAAGGAUUUAAUUAUCACGGUUUGGAGGUUCUAUAUAGUGGUGUUUAUGGAACGGAACUAACAUGUGAGAUAUUUAUUGGACCUGUUUAUUAUCAACGGCUGCGUCACAUGGUUUCAGACAAAUUUCAGGUUCGAUCUACUGGCACAAUUGACCAGGUCACCCGGCAGCCAAUAAAAGGACGAAAGCGUGGUGGGGGAAUUCGAUUUGGAGAAAUGGAACGCGACUCUCUGCUUGCACAUGGAGCUGCAUAUCUUCUGCAUGAUAGGUUGCACACCUGUUCUGAUUAUCACAUUGCUGAUGUUUGUUCACUUUGUGGAAGCAUGCUUACAACAACAUUCACCCAACCUCAAAAGCGGCCAGUUCGGGAGAUUGGUGGUCUACCCCCGGGAAGAGCUCCGAAAAAGGUCACUUGUCAUGCUUGCCAAACGAGUAAGGGCAUGGAGACAGUUGCCAUGCCCUAUGUAUUUAGAUAUUUGGCUGCCGAGUUAGCAGCAAUGAAUAUAAAAAUGACUCUUAAGCUCAGUGAUGGAGCUGGAGCCGGAGCCUGAUAUGUUAUACUUAAAUUGAUUGGAUGUGUUAAGUUUGUGAUUUGUAUCACAACAGGAAUGUUCAAUGGAGGCUCAGAUGCUUGCUCACAUCAUGGGGAGUUAAAAAAUUUCCAGGCCAUGCAUUCAUAUAGGUGACAUCACAGACUAAUCUGAAUUGCUGGCUGCUUUUAACAGAUCCUGAUAGUCGUGCAAGGAUUGAAGUUAGUCAUGUGAAAAUAUUGUUUAAUGGAUUCAAAUGGUGGGAGGAGAUAGGUAGAUUUUAUAAUGUCGUAAAUUGUAUCAUAAUCUUGAGUUGUGGUGAUAGCACCCUUAAUCAUUGCUUGAGGACAAAUACAAUUGUCUAUUGUUUUUCGUAUUAAAUUAUGUUGUAUCCACCUUUAGUAAAAGUAAAUUCAUACAAUAUAGUUUAAUUUUGAUACUCUUACUCAGCAUAAA
Messenger RNA from Glycine soja, 4120 nucleotides. Its product is annotated as DNA-directed RNA polymerase I subunit 2-like. The transcript is spliced from 27 exons. The record is from RefSeq and is a predicted model, not a curated record. The coding region runs from base 158 to 3685 and encodes 1175 amino acids. Gene Ontology annotation, molecular function: DNA binding; ribonucleoside binding; DNA-directed RNA polymerase activity. Lineage: Eukaryota; Viridiplantae; Streptophyta; Magnoliopsida; Fabales; Fabaceae. Gene Ontology annotation, cellular component: nucleus; RNA polymerase I complex. Gene Ontology annotation, biological process: DNA-templated transcription.